GUGAAACACCUGAUGGUCAGUAAGAGCUCAUUGCACCGCUGAGCUAGUGAGUAAGCUGCGCAGUUUAGAGUAAAAAAGGGCGCUUUAAAGCGAGAAUUAACUUCUCAGUCGUCUGCGAAGCUAUCACUAGAACGUAAGCGAUCCACAAAUAUACCUCACUGUUGAAUUUUCUUGGAGAUUCAUCUAAUGGGGCUUUCCUCAUAGUGAUUAUUGAUGUCGGGAAAACGCUUACGCACUUGGGGGCAGCAUUUAGUCUUCACUGCUGAAUAUUUGGAACACGUCACCGGGAAACAGGCGUUCGGUGGCUCAUCUGUUCGAGUUGUCUUCGACUCAGGCGCAUAAAAAGCAUCGGGUUUUCAUCGAUCGCGUAUUGCUACCUUUCACGCAAAUUCUUAACCUGCAUAUCCAGCUGAUAACACUAGUCUAGUUUGUGUGCGUGAUUCGAACUAAGAAAGAAGCGACGAUUUACUAUUAAGGAAACAAAGGUAGCUACCAUCCUUAUAUCGGGAAGUCCACGAUUUUUUUCGAGGCCAUGGUGCUGAUGACAAUGAUUGCCCGUGCGAGCGAUGGCAUGCCACUGUCUGCCUCAGUUCAGGACGAUGAUGAGUUGCGCCGUGUCAACACCGAGUAUCAAAAUCAAGCGAAGAUGCUGUGUAAAAAACUAGGCGCUACUGCAAACCAGCGCUCAACAAUUGAGACAGGCAACUACUAUUUUCAUUAUUUAAUCGAGCACGGGGUAAUCUUUCUGACAUUGUGCGAACGUUCGUUUAGCCGCAAGCAAGCAUUCGCUUUUCUUGAAGACAUCUGCCACGAGUUCCUACAAUAUUACGGUAACGGUGUCCAAAACGUACAAAGGCCAUACGCAUUUAUCGAGUUCGACACGUACACACAGAAAGCCAAAAAAAAUUACCAGGAUUCGCGAGUGCGUCGAAAUCUUGCUCAGCUCGGAAACGAACUCCAAGACGUGCAGCGGAUCAUGGUUGAGAAUCUGGAUGAUGUCUUGCAGAGGGGUGCCUCGCUCAGUGAGCUCGAUUCGAAGGCCACGAACCUGAACAUGCUCAGCCAAAAGUACAAAAAAGAUGCAACCACUCUGAACAUGCGCUCCACGUAUAUGAAAGUUGCAGCCGGAGUCACUUUGCUCACGAUUUUGUUUGUCUAUUUUUAUGUGUUCUAAGCCGAUAAAGAGAUUGGCGGCUCGAUAGGUAUACCAAGCAUAUGAAGAGGGAAACAGCGUGUUGCUAAAGUUUUAAUCUAAGAACUAGGGAAGACACAGUGACUUCAUGAGAGAACAUCUACAAUGGACAUAUUGGCCGGUUGCUAAUCGCAGUUGGAAGGUUGCAUCGACUCGAUACAAUAUUUUUUGCUCUAUAAAGUAUGUGUAACGAUUUAGAAGAAGCAGAAAAAUUAAGAAAAGUGCUACAGUAAAAUAUUUGAGAAUUUGAUGAGGAUUUUGAGGGAAGUCUAUUAUAACGACGUCGUUUGCUCCGUCAUUUACGAACCGUACAGAUAGAUGAAUUAACGUUACAAUUACGUAUCUUACAACAUGCUAAUGCCAUGAAUCGACAUGUAACUGAGAAGUAAUUCUAAGCCCUUUGCUUAUUUAUUCUGAUGAUAUGGUAUGGUAAUCUUCAUUAAGGUAAGCCCGUUUUCUUUUUCAUUGGGUCAUGCCUACAUCCAAAUUAUUUUUGUCAGAUUGAAAGUAGUUAGAAUAUGCAAUCAUUAAUGACACUAACUGCAAAUUGUGUAGAGGUCUUAUGCGACUCAUCAUGAACAACGUAACUCAGUGGAACGUCGGGUGAGGAAUUAGGUCGAAAAUGUUACCUUUAUUUGAAAACAGUGGGGUAAUGGAACCGAACAAACAGCAAUUUUGGUUUGGGCAGAAACAGUAGUAGACGAUAUCGACGCGAAUGCCUUUGGAAAAGAACGAAAGGUGUGAAAUCCAUACACCUACCGUAAGUGUAUGUGUUGCGAACGUUGCGGUGUAGUUGAAUCCAAACACCGAACAAUGUAAAUAAAUGUUGCUAUAUGUAGAUCGAAACAGAAUUUAUU
Messenger RNA from Varroa destructor (honeybee mite), 2049 nucleotides. Its product is annotated as vesicle-trafficking protein SEC22b-B-like. Gene Ontology annotation, molecular function: SNAP receptor activity. NCBI's taxonomy places the organism in Eukaryota, Metazoa, Arthropoda, Arachnida, Mesostigmata, Varroidae. The record is from RefSeq and is a predicted model, not a curated record. Gene Ontology annotation, biological process: retrograde vesicle-mediated transport, Golgi to endoplasmic reticulum; endoplasmic reticulum to Golgi vesicle-mediated transport.